AUGGCUCCAAAGAAGAGCCGUAAGCGCAAAGCACCUGAUGCUGGUGAAGAUGGUUCGAGCAAGAAGCGAGUCGCCAUUCUCCAAGACUCUGCGCCGUCUCACGCCGCCUUGUUCAGCGACACAUCCAUAUCGCCUCCUGCUACUUCUCCAGAAGAGUCCACAGGUGUUGCUACUACACUUCCGGGCCUUUCUGACCUUGACUACACUCCGAACAAAUGGGACUCUCCUCACCUCCAUCGGUACUUCGAAUUGCUUCAAGAUGGACACUUCAAGAUGAAAUCGGGCGCCACGGCAAAGUACACAGCGCCCACUCCAAAAUCAGAACACGUUCUCGACCUGCCGGCGGUGGAAGGCCGGAACUUCACUCUCGUGGAAGACGCAAUUUGCCUUGUGAACCAGGAUCAGCCUGAUGGCACGACUAUCAAAGUUUGGAAAAUACCUAUUCGCAACAUGACGGCUGAAGAACUGCAAUUCGACGCCUUUAUGGUACCAGGGUGGGCCACACCACUCAAAUGCCCGUCUUGCAAGAAGAAGCAAGUGAAGUGCAACAAAAAGAGGCCUUGCGACAAGUGCUCCAAAGACCCAGUUGACGCAGCGGAAUGCGUGAAAGCCAAACACGAGGUCGCAGACCACAGAUGGCUCACAGAGUCGGCUUGCUCGAGUGAGAACAUUUCCAAGAUCGUUCAACUGGGCCAGCUUGUGGCUCAGAUUUUGAACAGAGUGCCAUUCGAGCCAGAUGUCGAUAUAUGGACUGGUAGACGCCAGCCUGACGUUAGAGCGCUCGUCCCGCCACAGAAACGAUUUGUUGAACUCGUCAGCAUCAUUGAGUGGAAGCGACGACACUUCCAGGAACUGGAUUUCGACCGUAUCCCACCUCACCCUGCGCCGUGGUCGGACAAAACUCACACAUACCGCUUCUUUGGCAGAGCGGCCUUUGGAGGACCACCCGUCUUACAAUGGCGGAAACAAUCAUACGGCACGCAGCCACGCAGCCUGAUAUGGUCAGGCAAAGACGGUCAGCACGCCAACUUUCUGACAUUGAGUCCUGCCAACUUCGAUGCGUCGCAGCGUGAGACGCCUUCGGAAGAUCAUCUCGAUGACUAUCAGUUCUUCGGCCAGUACUUCGAUGGUGCUCCUGACGAUUGCAACAACAAAGAUCUUGUCACGGAGGCCAAAACCGAUUCUAAGACCGCUUCUAUGCUCCGGGCAUUCCAGCAAGGUCUCUUCGCACUUGUUGGCCACGUAGGUGAAUGGACUGCCAUCAACAGUACUUGGCAUGAACAUACAUCCGCAUACCAAAGCAAGGCGGGAACAAAGGGCGCGAUGUUAGAUGGACCGCUCAAUGGUGGCCUUCUGCUCAAGAAACCCAAUGCGAUAACAAAUGCCCUCUACUUCGGUCAAAGCUGGCAUGCGCUUCUCGCGAAGCCGUUCACUCACGCCGCUAUACCGAAGGUCGAUGAUCGGGCGUGUCUCUCAUACGCCAUGAGCACCACGUUGGACGCAUUUGAAGCUGGAAAGUCUUUUCCUUGGAUCACGUUCACGCUGUAUCGAGCGCUCUAUGAGCUCGAGUCAGGGAUUGUCACGAGAGACAUGGUCAUCGAGCAGGCCUUGACUUCUUUCGAUUCUGCAGACCCAGACAACGCAUCUCGCUGGGCCAUCUGUAUGCACUGCUUGAAGUCGAUAGCCCGCGAUAGGCUGUGCUGGAUAGAGACCAUCAAGGGCCCACUUCUAUGUUGCAGGUCAUGCUCAAACAGUAGCUAUGCUCUGAAGACUUUCUCUAACCGACCGAACCUUUUUGACACGUUGCGACGCCGUUGUGAACAAAUAUUUAAAAGCGACAGCCUCUUCACCACCCCAGACUGGACACCGAACGAGCUUUCAGCGACCUUACAUCAAAACCACCAAGUGCCAGGUGAGGUUGUCAAGUACAUUCACGGCUUCACAGCACUGCCAAUGGACUUGUAUACUCAGUCUGCGAUCUACCUCCGCCCCGAGAUCGAGAAGGUACACCAGCGAUACGGUGACCAACUUCACAGUCCUCACAACAUCACUUUGGUUCCAAGUUGCCUGAACAAGUUGCAUCUUACCGGAGCAAUCUCGCUGCUCCCAGUGGUCAAGAACGCAAUGGUUCUGGGCUUGAAGGAGCAAGAAUUGGGCCGUCUUCGCCCCAGAUACCACCCUGACCUGGAGGCAGAGUGGGCCGCAAAUGAAGCCGCUCAAGAUCAUCAGCGAAUCGUCUGCUCUUUGACUCCAUCAAACACUAAGCUACGGAUGCGACAAGAGCGUUCUCCCGAGAUUGAUCAGCGAAUCAGAGAGAUGGAGAAGAGCGGCGUGUGGGACGGAGAUCUCGUUCCCUUCGUGAAGGGCCUGUUUCAAACCAAGUCGAGCCGCAUCCAGUCUCCACACUGGCCAGUCGAAAACAUGUGGCAGGAUACUCGCUGGAAAGAAUUGGUUGCACUGAUCAAGGAAAUGCAAGGCAGCAAGGAUUGGAAUCCUGAAUCCAACGAUAUCGUCUGGAUUGGUCCACAGCAAGAUCUUCCUUGGUUCUGGAGAGAGGACCAUGCUCCGACUGACGUCGACCGCGAAUAA
This is a messenger RNA of Cercospora beticola, 2589 nucleotides long. RefSeq lists its product as uncharacterized. Gene Ontology annotation, biological process: regulation of DNA-templated transcription. NCBI's taxonomy places the organism in Eukaryota, Fungi, Ascomycota, Dothideomycetes, Mycosphaerellales, Mycosphaerellaceae. The record is from RefSeq and is a predicted model, not a curated record. Gene Ontology annotation, molecular function: DNA-binding transcription factor activity, RNA polymerase II-specific; zinc ion binding.